CUCAGCUACGAGAGCCAGUCACAGACUGAGAGUGGGCUAAAGACAGAUCUGCAGAUCAGUAAAGAGACAAGAAGACAAGUGUAGAGCAUAAUGGACUUUACUACAGUGAUAUUGGUAGGGUUAGUCUUAGCUCUACUGUUAAUUUUUAGGGUAAAAAACAGUAAAAGGUAUCGAUUGCCUCCAGGACCCACUGCACUUCCUCUCAUAGGAAACCUGCCACAACUGGACAAAAAUGCACCAUUUAAAAGCUUUAUCAAGUUCAGUGAAACCUAUGGUCCUGUGCUGACAUUGUACCUGGGCUGGCAGCGAACAGUUGUCCUGGUAGGGUACGAUGCAGUGAAGGAGGCUCUGGUGGACCAGGCAGAUGACUUCACAGGCAGAGGGCCACUGCCGUUUUUUCUCAAAGCUACCAGGGGCUUUGGUUUGGCGAUCAGUAACGGUGAGCGUUGGCGCCAGCUGCGACGUUUCACACUGACAACCCUCAGAGACUUUGGGAUGGGACGCAAGGGGAUGGAAGAGUGGAUCCAAGAAGAGAGCAAACACUUGAGGGCUCGCAUAGAGACAUUCAAAGCUGCACCCUUUGACCCAACGUUCUUGUUGAGUCGCACUGUGUCAAAUGUGAUCUGCUGCCUGGUGUUCAGCCAACGCUUUGUUUAUGAAGACAAGCAGUUCUUGCACCUCCUCAACAUCAUAUCUGAGAUUUUGAGGUUCAAUAACUGUCCAGUGGGUCAGCUGUACAACAUCUUUCCCUGGCUAAUGGAGCGUCUGCCCGGCCACCAGCACACUGUUUUUGCUCAAAUUGAGGAGAUUAGAGAGUUUAUCAGGAUGAAGAUCCAAGAGCACAAGGAGACUCUGGACCCCAGCUCCCCACGAGACUACAUUGACUGCUUCCUCAUCCGAAUGAACCAGGAAAAGCACAUUCCCACAACUGAGUUCAACUAUGACAACUUGGUGUCAACAGUGUUGAAUCUGUUCCUGGCAGGAACAGAAACCACCAGCUCCACCAUCAGAUAUGCCCUCAGUGUGCUGAUCAAAUACCCACACAUACAGGAGAAAAUGCAGCAGGAGAUUGACAGUGUGAUUGGAAAACACCGAUGCCCCAACAUGGAGGACAGGAAGUCACUCUCCUUUACAGAUGCUGUUAUUCAUGAGGUGCAGCGUUUUCUGGACAUUGUCCCCUUCAGCCUCCCUCACUACGCUCUGCAGGACAUCACUUUCAGGGGUUACACAAUUCCCAAGGACACUGUGAUUAUUCCCUUGUUGCACUCUGUGCUGAAAGAGGAGAAGCAAUGGGCAACUCCAUGGUCCUUUAACCCCCAGCACUUCCUGGACCAGAAUGGCAACUUUAAGAAAAAUCCUGCAUUCUUGCCAUUUGCUGCAGGAAAGAGAGCCUGUGUUGGCGAGUCUCUGGCUCGUAUGGAGAUUUUCAUCUUCCUAGUGUCACUGCUGCAGCAUUUCACCUUUUCCUGUGCUGAGGGCCCUGACAGCAUAAACCUCAUUCCAGAGUACAGCAGCUUUGCCAAUUUGCCUCGCAGGUACCAGAUCAUUGCCACGCCACGGUGAAAAGAGGAGCUCCCUCAGACAGUCUAUCAUUGCUUAACGUAGUCCUCAUAAGAUGCAGUACAUUUCUGUAUUUUGAUACAACAGUGUUUAUUUUGGGAUUUAGUGGAAACUGUUAACUCUGUGAUUUAGCAGACACGUUUUUGUUUUAUGGUCUUUUGAUGUGCAUAUUUCUUGUUGUAAUCAGUUCUUGGUGACAGUUGUUAACAUGCUUCUCACCCAGCAAAAAUAAAUGUAUUGCCACCAUAAAAAUGCAUUGUUACUAUUACUACUACUUGUAUUACUUUUAUACAAUUGUCAAUCGAUCACUUACUGCAGAAGACGAAACAUGUUUAGAAGUUAUUUUCUUUAUGUUACAUAUUGUGUGAUUCUACCCAGAAUUUGACU
This is a messenger RNA of Lates calcarifer (barramundi perch), 1947 nucleotides long. RefSeq names its product cytochrome P450 2G1. NCBI's taxonomy places the organism in Eukaryota, Metazoa, Chordata, Actinopteri, Centropomidae. Gene Ontology annotation, biological process: xenobiotic metabolic process. Gene Ontology annotation, molecular function: heme binding; iron ion binding; oxidoreductase activity, acting on paired donors, with incorporation or reduction of molecular oxygen, reduced flavin or flavoprotein as one donor, and incorporation of one atom of oxygen. Bases 91 to 1563 code for a protein of 490 amino acids. Gene Ontology annotation, cellular component: cytoplasm; intracellular membrane-bounded organelle. The record is from RefSeq and is a predicted model, not a curated record. The transcript has 9 exons.